Molecule: messenger RNA, 1061 nt
Organism: Nomascus leucogenys (northern white-cheeked gibbon)
Lineage: Eukaryota; Metazoa; Chordata; Mammalia; Primates; Hylobatidae
Gene: SCT
Product: secretin
Biological process (GO): positive regulation of somatostatin secretion; brain development; negative regulation of gastrin-induced gastric acid secretion
Cellular component (GO): extracellular region
Molecular function (GO): hormone activity
Source: RefSeq, a predicted model, not a curated record
GUCUGAGGACGGAUUCUGGGGAUGGAUGCACGGAAUGAUCCUGAACCGCGCACUUCAAAGCAGAUAAAAUGGCAACACCGGCCCCAACAGAGUCACGCCGCUCAUGCCUUCCGGGGACCAGAGGCGCUGUCCCCACGCUGAAGCUGGAGAGGAACUCGCCCCAGCAGGGUGCUCCAGGGGCCUCCGGAACUCUGGCCGCAGCCCCUUCCCCGGGGACCCCCAGUCCCCCCCAAACCCUCCCCCAAGCCCCCCGGCCCCUCCGCCCCCGCGUCCCCGCAGGCUCCGAGGCUUCGCGGUGCGGUUCCCUCUACGGGUCCCGGGCCCGCGCUCCCUUCGCCCCCCAGGCCGGGACGUCCCCCUCCUCCAGCCGGCCGAGGGGCGCCAGCGCGGCGGAGGGGGCGGGAGGCCGGGCCGGGGCGACAGCUGGGGGGGCGGCCCUGACCUUCCCGGGAUCGCUGGGUGCGGCCGGGCCGUCCCCUUUCCGGGCGCCGCCAUAAAGGGGCCUCGCGGGGCCUGGGCCGUGGCCGCAGCGCUCAGCUCCCGCGCCCCGACCCCGCCAUGGCCCCCCGGCCCGUCCUGCUGUUGCUGCUGCUGCUCCUCGGGGGCUCCGCCGCGCGCCCCGCGCCCCCCAGGGCCCGGCGACACUCGGACGGGACGUUCACCAGCGAGCUCAGCCGCCUGCGGGAGGGCGCGCGGCUCCAGCGGCUGCUGCAGGGCCUGGUGGGGAAGCGCAGCGAGCAGGACGCAGAGAACAGCACGGCCUGGUCCAGGCUCGGCGCGGGUCUGCUCUGCCCGUCAGGGUCCAACAUGCCCACCCUGCAGGCCUGGAUGCCCCUGGACCGGGCCUGGUCUCCCUGGCUGCCCCCUGGGCCCAGGCCUGGGGUUAUGGUUUCAGAACCAGCCGGCACUGCUGCAGAAGGAACCUUGCGGCCCAGAUGAGGAAGGAACCCCCUCACCACCUGCCCGGCUGAGGAGCGCAGCGGCAUUUGGGGUGGGGGGCGGGCUGGGGGAGAGGGGGAGGGGUGGUACUUGGCACCAAUAAAGGAGGAAUCAGACCCAGA